UCAUAUCUAGGCCAAUGCUUGAUGUACACUUAUAAUAACUUAUCUGCAAUAAUAGGGAUUACAGAGCAACUGUUAGAAAAGAAAACAUUAUGGUGGUGCAUAACUCGGUUUUUAUGGUGGACAGAAGUGUGGUAUUUUAAGGUUCCAAUACAUCCUGAACCAGAACAGCAACUCACAUGGUCCUCUCCACUGAUCGGUUCCUUAGCUCCUGUUAUCUGAACCUGCUCCAGUGUUGGUCAAGUCUGGCCUUCAAUUCGCUCACACUCUGUGCGUCACAACGCUCAUUGGCAGAUUGUUCCAAGAGUUCACAACUUGUGCAACAGUACUCCAAAAAAAAUUGCUCUCAAGUUUCUGGAGUCCUGGCUUCUUCAACCUUAAACUGUGACCCCCGGCCCCUUGUAAGUGGACGUCCACCAGCUCGAGUUCUGAGUAUGGUUGAAGAAGGAUCAGUGAACAUAGAGGACCUGCCUCCACUGGCUGACAUAGAUGAGGAAGUUGGAGAAUAUUUCUUUGAGUCUGACCCUUUAGCUCUUAAGGAUAACCCAGACUACCAGCAGUUGAUCAAGGCCAUGGUCAAGCUACAAGCACAGCGUGCCAAGGCAGUUAAGGAUAUGGAGCGACUUCAAGAGGCUAGAGAGGAAGCGCUCCAAGACCCCUUGGGGUUUGUAACAUCUUUACAAAAUGGUGAUUCUUUGAAUCUUCCUGGUCCACAGGAAAUUAUUCAGAUUCCACACAUUGAUUGGGAGAAAUAUAAUGUUAAAUCCAUCACACAAGGAAUGAGACCUAAAACGCGGAAGAGAGUCCUUCAGGAGAACUUAACUGCACAGCAACCAGUCCAGGAAAGCAAAGAUCCUGUUACUGACGAUGGAAAGAUUAUGGUACGUGGAAGAUUAUAUGAUGGAAGCAAACCACAGACAUUCAAUCAAUCCUGGACUGAUGAGGAACAGCGCAAACUUGAAGAACUGCUUAUCAAGUAUCCAGAUGAAUCCAUUGCUUCUCAUCGAUGGGUUAAGAUUUCGAAAGAACUUGGUACACGAACACCACUUCAAGUUCAAAGUAGAGUCCAAAAGUAUUUCAUAGCCCUCAAACGUGGAGGGCUACCAGUUCCAGGCAAAAAUCCAAGAUCAGCUGUUUUGAGAAAAGCGGUAAGAAAUUACAGUCACAACGCUUCAGAUUAAUUUGAGUAGAGUAUACAAAGGCAUCACACCUGUUUCCCCACGUGGCCUUCCAUUAAUGGGUCAUAUUCUUCCAUGAUAUUUUCACUGUGUUUAUGUGGUAUGGGAAAACCUAUGAAAAUUUGAUUUAAAACUUACAGGCAUAGUGUAAUUGGAAUUUUAACUGCCCUCUACAGGUAUUCCUCACUAAAUGAAGGGAAUAGGUUCCUUGAAAACCAUUCAUUACAUGAAUGUUCAUAUACGUAUUGAAAACAUAACAUCGGAAAAAAAUAGGGUUCGGUUCUCCAAUGACAAGAAACCCCAACAUCAUAUGAAAAAUUUAUGAAAUGGGUUCACAAAUAACGAAAAAGCCUAUGUAAUUAACUUAAAUUAAUAACUAACUGCUGUACAUUACUGAAAUUUCGUACCUGACUACAAGAAAUCCAAAAAAAAAUUAAAUUGAUUAACAAAACCUACCAAACUCUUGUAUAUUAGUACAGUAAAGCCUCUAAUAACGACGGCAAUG
Homarus americanus (American lobster) is the source of this 1680-nucleotide messenger RNA. Its product is annotated as ZZ-type zinc finger-containing protein 3-like. Bases 177 to 1178 code for a protein of 333 amino acids. The transcript is spliced from 7 exons. Lineage: Eukaryota; Metazoa; Arthropoda; Malacostraca; Decapoda; Nephropidae. The record is from RefSeq and is a predicted model, not a curated record.